Molecule: messenger RNA, 7925 nt
Organism: Cyprinus carpio (common carp)
Lineage: Eukaryota; Metazoa; Chordata; Actinopteri; Cypriniformes; Cyprinidae
Product: unconventional myosin-IXb-like
Exons: 43
Coding region: 386-7126 (2246 amino acids)
Biological process (GO): intracellular signal transduction
Cellular component (GO): myosin complex
Molecular function (GO): GTPase activator activity; ATP binding; microfilament motor activity
Source: RefSeq, a predicted model, not a curated record
GCGUCGCUGUUUAGCGUCUGUUCGCACGAGACCAGUUUUCCUCACUGUGUGUGGUUGUUCAGAUCUCCAGCACAAAGCCCUCAGAUCGCAUUCAGGAUGUCCGUGUGUCCUCUCCGGACUCAUAUCUCUGUGUUAUGUUUUUAAAGUGGCCUCAGGGGUGGAAAUAAACCUGUCUGGAUGAGUUUGACGAAGAGUCGAUCUAUUGGAUGAAGAGGCGGAGCCGCAUACACGUAUGCACACACACACAGAGACAAUCGACCAGCUGCCACAUUUAUUAACUUAUUAACAUGAGACGCUUCAUUCGGCACAACAUACACACACCACGGUGCUAGAUGGUGGUUGUGAAGGCAGUGCGUAAUGCUGAAGGGGCUCGUCCUGAGUCAGAAUGAGUGUCAAAGAUGGCGAUGGGACGACUAGCCAAGAUGGAAAGGCCUACGAACUUCAGAUCUACCCCCGACUCUCUCUGGAGACGGCAUCGUGCUGUACCCUCAGAGUCACCAAGGAGGCCACCGCAGCUAGCGUCAUACGGGAUGCGGCAGCAACCCUUGGACUGGACCCCAGCAAGCUCUACGUCCUGGCCGAGGUGAAGGAGUGCGGUGGGGAGGAGUGGGUGCUUGAAUCAACCGACCUUCCGGUGCACAGGGUCCUUCUCUGGCCGAGAAAAGCCCAAGAUCAACAUUCUCAGAAAGAGGGAUUUUACUUCCUCCUCCAGGAGCGCAACCACGAUGGCUCCAUCCGCUACAUGCACCUGCCCGCCGUGGCGAACGAGCAGGAGUCCAAGCGACUGGUUGCUCGGGGCUUUCUCCCACCCCAGCAGGAGGACCUUGAGGACCUCUGUAACCUUGCAGUCCUAAGUGAGGACACCAUCUUAGAUAACCUCCGCAUUCGUUUUCAGAAGAAUAAAAUUUAUACAUACGCCGGCAGCAUUCUCAUUGCCAUCAAUCCCUUUAAGUUCUUACCCAUUUACAACCCCAAAUAUGUCAAAAUGUACGAGAACCACCAGUUGGGCAAGCUGGAACCUCAUAUUUUCGCCAUUGCCGAUGUAGCCUACUACGCCAUGUUGCGCAAGCAUGUCAACCAAUGUAUCGUUAUCUCAGGAGAGAGCGGAUCAGGCAAAACUCAAAGCACUAACUUCCUCAUUCACUGCUUGACGGCUCUCAGUCAGAAGGGUUAUGCAAGUGGCGUGGAACGAACCAUCUUGGGUGCUGGGCCUGUGCUGGAGGCGUUUGGCAACGCAAAGACGGCGCACAACAACAACUCCAGCAGAUUCGGCAAGUUCAUCCAGGUCAAUUACCUGGAGAGCGGCGUGGUGCGCGGGGCUGUGGUUGAGAAAUAUCUGCUGGAAAAGUCCCGGCUGGUGUCCAGAGAGAAGAACGAGAGGAACUACCAUGUGUUUUACUAUCUGCUGGUGGGUGCGUCGGAGGACGAGCGACGCGAAUUCAGACUCCUGCAGCCAGAAGAAUACUUCUACCUCAAACAGCAAAACUUUACGAUAGAAGAUGCGGACGAUCUUCAGCACGACUUCGAGCGGCUGCAGCAGGCGAUGGAGAUGGUCGGCUUCCUGCCGGCCACCAAGAAACAGAUAUUCUCCGUUCUGUCGGCCAUCUUGUAUCUGGGUAACGUGACGUACAGUCAGAAGUCGUCCGGCAGAGAGGAGGGUCUGGACGUGGGGCCGCCGGAGGUGCUUUCCACACUCUCAGACCUGCUAAAGGUUAAGGAGCAGCUGUUGGUGGAGGCUCUUACCAAGAGGAAAACGGUGACCGUAAACGACAAGCUGAUUCUGCCCUACAGCCACAGCGAGGCGAUCACCGCUCGAGACUCCAUGGCCAAGUCACUGUACAGCGCCCUGUUCGACUGGAUCGUCCUGCGCAUCAAUCACGCGCUGCUUAAUAAGAGAGACAUGGAGGAGUCCGUUUCGUGUUUAUCUAUCGGUGUGCUUGAUAUCUUUGGCUUCGAAGACUUUGAGACCAACAGCUUUGAACAGUUCUGCAUCAACUACGCCAACGAGCAGCUUCAGUAUUACUUCAACCAGCACAUCUUUAAACUUGAACAGGAGGAGUAUCAGGCCGAGGGCAUCACCUGGCACAACAUCGACUACACCGAUAACGUUGGCUGUAUUCACCUCAUCAGCAAGAAGCCCACUGGACUCCUCUAUUUACUUGAUGAGGAGAGCAACUUUCCUCACGCCACUGAUAAAACCUUGCUGGCCAAGUUCAAACAGCAGCACCAACAGAACCAGUACUUUGUAGCGACUCCAGUGUUGGAGCCGGCCUUCGUCAUCCUCCAUUUUGCUGGGAAGGUCAAAUACCAGAUUAAGGUAAAAGCAACUGAGUAUAAGAAUGAUAAUCUAUUUGAUAUCAUCGUGGCUCUCUUACGGAGCAGCGACCGAGCUUACGUCCGGCAGCUGAUCGGGAUGGACCCGGUGGCGAUGUUCCGGUGGGGAAUCCUGCGUGCCGCCGUCCGCGCUUUGGCCGCCUUCAACGAGGCCGGCCGCCGCUGGGCAACCAAGACUGCAGGUGUGGUCAGACCAAACUCCAGAGUUCCUCUAGGAGAGCUACAGAGAUCCAACCUGCCCAUUGAGAGGAUGUACCGCCACGCUCCUAUGCUUGAUUUCUCCUUUGAUCAUUCAGAGGAGCGCCCUCUAGAGGCUUUUGAGGACAUCUUUGCUAGUUAUGAGAGUAAGAAGGACAUGCAUGUCCAAAUCAUCAACUCCAUUAAGGACUUGCAGUUGGAUGGGGAAGAUCCACGUAGACUGCUGCAGUCCUGGGGUCGCCUGCGGUUCCCGCGCCACGUCCUCCAGAAAAACAAGAACCCCAAGACCAAGCAACUCAUUCCUAAGAACCUGUUGGACUCUCGUUCACUGAAAUUUGUAGUGGGCCUCCAUGACCGCUCCACCAAGUCUUUGCUUCAUCUACACAAGAAGAAACGUCCUCCCAGCAUCAGUGCCCAGUUUCAAACAUCUCUUGGUAAGCUUCUGGAAACGCUGGGGAAGGCGGAACCAUUCUUCAUCAGAUGCCUUCGCUCUAAUGCUGAGAAGAAGGAAAUGUGUUUUGAUGAAGCACUCAUUGUGCAGCAGCUGCGGUACACAGGCAUGUUAGAAACGGUGCGCAUCAGACGGUCAGGUUAUGGAGCCAAAUACACCUUUCAGGAGUUUACUGAGCAGUUCCGUGUGUUGCUGCCAAAGAACGCUACGUCCCUGGAGGACAUAUCAUCUCUAUUGCACAGGCUUGGCUUUGACCACACUACCUACCAGAUUGGGAAAACCAAAGCGUAUCUCAAAGAGCUGGAAAGGCAAAAGCUUCAGGACAUCCUCCACAAGGACGUCAUGCGCAAAAUCAUUUUCUUGCAACGCUGGUUUAGAGCUAAAAUGCAGAGGAUGGAGUUUAUUAGAAUGAGAGAGGCAGCCAUCUUAAUCCAGCGCUCAUGGCGCAGCUACCGCAGAGAGAAGUUCUGCCAAGCGGCGCUUCUGAUCCAGUCAGCAUGGCGAGGCUCCAAGCAGAGAGCUGAAUAUCGAAAAACACAAGUAUCCAUCACAAAGAUACAGGCACUUGUAAGAGGGCAUUCGGCUCGCAAACGGUACUACUCCCUAAAGGAAGAGGAGAGGAAAAGAGAGGAAGAGGAAGCUCGGAGAAGAAAAGAGGAGGAGGAGGAAGCAGCUCGACGAGCCAAGGAGGCAGAAGAGGUUGCUAGGCGAGCUAAAGAGGCUGAGGAGGCAGCCAGACGAAUCCGAGAGGAAGAAGAGGCAGCCAGGCGUGCCAGAGAGGAAGAGGAAGCAGCUAGAAGACAGAAAGAGCAAGAAGAAGAGGCAACUCGGCUUGCUUUAGAGGCUGAGCAGAAGGCUGCAGAGCAGCAGGAGAAGAUUCCUCUACAACAACCAACAGCACCAGGCAAGAAGUCUGACGAUGUGGAGACACUAGUGCUGGAGCGCCCUGCGGCUCUUGUGGAUGUUGGGAUUGAAAGUAAGGACAGGGCCCAAGCUGAUGUCUCAAAAGACCAAAAUCAUUCUGAGAAGGUUCCUCAAGUGGAGGCGGGUCCUCACCCUGAGGUUAAAGAACACCAGAAGCAAAAGGAAAAUGGGUCUUCUGCACAUCCCAGAGAGGACGGUACACAUGCUAAACCCACGUCUCCUGAAAUCCCAACCGGACAAAGCCAAGACAGACCUCCUUCGCUCUCCAAACUUCCAGCAUCCAGAUGUCAGGAGAAACGGGAGCUUAGGAGACAACGUGGCCUAGAGCACAACCAGAGAGAAAGUGAGCGAGCCGCUUCGGCUGGAAAAGAGGACAAAGCUCCAGAGAGUCCAGGAAAAGCAGACGGCAAAUUGAAGGAACGGUCCGACAGCAAAGAGUUGGAUCAGUAUACCUUUGUGGCUUGGAAAGUAGACAAGACAAAGAGGGAUGCCAAAGAUGUCUCACCUGACCUUGUUCGACCUUCCACCUUACCUUUAGAUAUCCCUACUUCUGGGCCUGGAAGAAAUGGCUACACUGACCCGUCCAUCUCCGCUCAGCCUGCUCUUGCCAAAGAAGAAGCCAACAGGAAAAAAGAACCAACAAGAAGCAGCACUCAGCCAGAAAACCUCAUAGCAGGACCCCGCAGUCUGGAUGACAGGCACAUCAAAACUCUCCAGAACCGUGGAAUCUCUAUGUCACUAGACGAUGUGUCCAAAAUAGGUUUGGGCGGUUCAUCACAGGGCAAAACUCGUCAAAGACGCAGGCCACGGCUCGCACUUGCACGUAUAUGUUUGCCCAUUAAAAGUGUUGAAAUGGAGGAUGCAGAGUACUGGACUUUUCCUUUACCUCCCAUGAGUCCAUUCGAGAUACAGUCCAGCACUAAGGUUGGUCCUGAAAGAUCGAAGGCAAGCACAUUAAAGGAAAAAGUUCAUGACACUCGCAGCCUGCAAGAUCCAUCACCUGUCCAGCCGUCGACCCCAGAGAGGACAACAGGCUUUUUCAGAAAGAUCCUGAAGAAACGUCCACAUAAAGAAGCAUACACCCCGGAAGAUGGAGACCUGACCCUAGCUUCCUUUUUGGAUCAAAAAGAAGCCACUUCUCCAUCACGCUUGCAUAAUUCAAAGCUACAUGCGAGUCGACCUGCUCAGACCCCCAGCAUCAUGAUCAGUCACUCAGCAACUCGGGCCUCUGAGCAGUGUAACUCCUCGCUGAACCGCGUGAUCACCAAUGCGAAUGAGCUACGCCACCUUGAUGAGUUCCUGGGCAAUCAGGUGAAUGAUCUACGCUCGCGGGGAAAGCAGCUUUCAGGAACAGAGCACAUCUUCAUUACUGCCACUAUGCAGUUUAGAGAAAACAUCAAGGGAAUGUACUCAUUCUCUAAACCACAAAUUGGGUAUAAGGCUUUGAUGAAUAGCUACCACAAAAAAGUGAUCAGUCUGGCAGGAGAAAAGCAGAAAGGUGAGGUGCCACUGGUGGUCAAUCUCUUCCAGUCAGUUUUGGAUGGCUUUAUCAGAGCGGAGAUCAAAAAAGAAGAGGCCGAUCCAGCCAAGCCACCCAAAGGUCGCAAGAUGAGAAGGAAGAAGGACAAGAGCUUGGAGAAUCCAUUGGACCAUGUGUUUACACACUACCAAGUCAACAUCAUGCAGUCUUGUGAUCAGUGCACCUCCUACAUCUGGGGAAUGGAGAAGGCCUACAUGUGCAGUUAUUGCAAAAUGAUUUGCCAUAAGAAGUGCAUUUGUAAAAUUGUCAUAGGCUGCUCUACGUUCGGCUCCAAGAAGAGUGAUGAUGAGCCUGGAUCACAACACUUCGGUGUGCGCGUGUGCCACCUGGUCAACAACAAGACCCCUGUGCCAGUUGUGCUGGAGAUAAUGCUGGAACACGUGGAAAUGAACGGACUGUACACAGAGGGCAUUUACAGGAAGUCCGGCUCAGCCAAUCGCAUGAAGGAGCUUCACCAGUUGUUGGAAGCAGGCCCAGAGAAUGUUAGUCUUGAGGAUUACCCCAUCCAUGCAGUCACUGGCCUGGUCAAACAGUGGCUAAGGGAGUUGCCUGAACCUCUCAUGACCUUCACGCACUACAACGACUUCCUCCGUGCAAUAGAACUGCCUGAGAAACAAGAGCAACUGCAAGCCAUUUACAAAGUUUUGGAGCAGCUUCCACCAGCCAACUUCAGCACCUUGGAGAGACUCGUUUUCCAUCUUGUCAGGGUUGCGAAGGAGGAGAAGAGCAAUCGAAUGACGCCAAACUCUCUAGCCAUCGUUUUUGCUCCCUGCAUUCUCCGCUGUCCGGACAGCGCCGACCCGCUCAUGAGCAUGAAAGACGUCGCCAAAACCACCACUUGUGUGGAGAUGCUACUUAACGAACAAAUCCGGAGAUACAAUGAGAAAAUGGAGGAGAUCGAGCAGCUGGAAUACGCUGAGGCACUGGCUGUCAAUCAGCUCAAGCUAAAAAGACAAAACACGUGCUGGCAUUUACCUCUCAGAUUUAUCACUCCUUACAAAGAAGUGGCGGUUCGGGUGAAGCCAGCUUCCGAUCUUUGUGCUGUACCUGAGAAUGAGCCCCUGGAUUCAGAUACAGAAGCUGAGCGAAACCUGAUGGAGCGGAUCAAGUCCAUCAAGCAGGAAAAAGAGGACCUUGCCUGCAGGCUACCAGAACUAGAACAGCCGGGUUCUGACCAGGAGAACCUGGACUCGGAGGCAUCUGUCAGCUCUGAGAGCCUGUUAGAUGAGCGAGCGGUCUGUUCGGACACGGAAGGACAAACAAUCGUAAUUCCAAGAUUAUCCAAACCAGCUUGCCCUCCAAAGUCUGUCGCCCUGGCCCAAGGAGGCAGCAAAUGGGCUGACGGCCCCUCUCUUCCUUCACUGUCUUCUCCCAGGCUUCAGCUCCAGCGUCGCCACCCUAUCAUCCCCAAAACGGUCAAGCUGCCCCCAGGAGUCUUGUGCCACCCAGCUGUACAGUCCCUCCCUCCCCGCAAAGCCCAGUCCCUCACCCUCGUCCAGCGGCGCGAGCAACCCGGCCGCCGCAAAGACAGCAUCCAGUCCCUCUACAUCACCGCUGGAACAGAGCUCGUCUUCCCGCCCUCACCUACAGCCUCAGACACCUCCAGCACACAGGAGCUCCAGACCUCCUCCCGACGUUUCUCGGACCCGGACAUUGCUUUCGUAAAGGAUAAGGUUUGACGUGCAAAGCUGCCUGCUCUCGAAAGAACAAUUUGAUUGGUUGUUGUCACUGCUUGCCCCGGUCGUAGUGACUGAUAAAGAGAAUCGUCUCACCUAGCACUUUUCCAUACUAAUAAUAUAUUGGAUUUUUAAGGAACUUUUUUAAGACUCUGAUUUGUGCUGCAUAUUGGCGUUGACAUGCAUCAAUGCUUGAUGCUUGAAUUUUUUUUUUUUUUUUACUUUUUUAGCAUCAAGAAAACAGUCUUGCACCUUUUGUGUCUUUAUCGAACAGGAACAGACUAAUUCAACCAUGAGGAGUGAUACCUUGAUGGUGUUUUGUGGACUGAUUUAUUUGUACAUCCAAUGCUUUGUUCAUCUUAAAUUGACUUUUAAGCUGUAGAUCCUCCCUUGAUUCCUGCACAAGAACUCAAUGGACAAGUUUUGACUAGAAGGGGGAAGGAUGCAGCACUAGCCACUUUCCUCUUGGACCAGAAUGCCAGAAUGUGUUUGAUAAACGAUAUGACACUUUGGAUCUGCGUGGAUGUCUGUUCAGAAUAGCUUUGUGUAGGACUAAAUACAGUUAGUGGCCAAGCCAUUGUGUUUAAUACUAAAGUCAAGAGUUACGAAUGCUGUUGAAUGUUGAAUGAAAAGUAUGGAACGAAUGCCGGCUGGAUGUCUAUGAUGUAAAUUACGUUUAGCAUCACGAGGACCGGAUGUGCCUACUAGCAUUGCUGUUUUUGAGUCCUCAGUGACGUUUUUGCAUUUAAUGGAAAAAUGAAACUAAUUAUUUUCCUACAAUACAGUUUGUACUGGCCGCAAA